Cordyceps fumosorosea ARSEF 2679 is the source of this 2394-nucleotide messenger RNA. RefSeq lists its product as hypothetical. Lineage: Eukaryota; Fungi; Ascomycota; Sordariomycetes; Hypocreales; Cordycipitaceae. The record is from RefSeq and is a predicted model, not a curated record. Bases 1 to 2394 code for a protein of 797 amino acids. The transcript has 2 exons.
AUGGCCGCAGCCCAGCUCCCACCUCUCCAGUUCGAAGAAGGCGGCCUUCAAAUUGUCCUUCUACCGUCGCUUGACGACGGAGACGCUGGAUCUUUUGACGACCCCUUCGCCGACUACUUUAGCCGCGACGCCGAAAACACCAGCCCCGAAAAUAAGUCGCGAGACCAAGAUAGCGCCAAGCCAGAGCAGCGCAUCCAACAGUCUACGAGCCAACUACCCAUAGAGACCUUGCCGUCGACAGCCUACCAACCCAAGCCACCAACAACCCAACAACACUCUCGAGACACGGCGCAAGCCCAGCAAACAACUCAGCAGCCGACUUUUCAGCAACCAGAACAACAAUACCAACACCAACACGAUGCUGAGCAACAACUUGAGCCAGAAUCAACCAAUCACCACCGACAGGAUUCUCUCCAGUCUGUACGGGAGGUUGAGACCCAGAAUCACUGCCAGGAUUCGCCAACGACCGGAGACGACUCUGCGCCCGAGCACCCCAUACCAGCCUUCCAGGAUGCCUUUGCCGAAUCUCUUCGAGAAGCCACAGAGGGGACAGCUGCACAGAAACCUCGAUUGCAACAACUAGAUGCCAAAUCUCGUCGCGAGCGACUCCUUAGUCAAGGCAAGGAUGAAGACCCGUUUGAUAUCAAAUGGCGAUACAGACCAGGCCAGACACAGCACGAAGUCAUGAAACUGGUCGCCCAGAUAUCCUUUGGUGUCUACCUCAUGUUUAAUGGCAUGGCAAAUAGCAACACCCAGGUUAUUGGUAUUCUACAGGGCCAUAUUGACGAAAUCGAUGAGUUCCUGGAAGUCGCCCUCGAAGAUUUGAACCAGGCCGUCGACGAUUUGACCAAGCGCAUUCAGCAUCUCAAGCUCCCCAUGGAGAACAUCACUGUAUUCGAGCAGCUGCUUGAGGACCGAAAAUUUCGCGCCGAAAUUCUCGACGGAAACGAAAGGAUAGACGCCAUCCUCACACGAACCAACGUCGCCAUGCGACAGUGGGAUGAUGACAUCGAAGCCGGUCUUCGAGGUAGUACAGUCUUCGCUAGCUGGCUCAACGACCAAGUCGGCGGCGAUUGGCGCGCCGAACAGCCUGAUCUUGUCGAUGUGUACGACGCCAUGAAGGGCAACACCGAAGGGUGGCUAAAUGCUUUCGAAGAUAUGAAUGAUCGCGCCCAGGAUAUUAACGGCCUCAUCAUGACACUUAUGACCAUUAUCACUGAGAUGGAGACCAAGGCCGGCGAAGUGAGCCGAAGAACCUGGACUUCUGUAGCACCCUUUUCUACUCCCACGGGAACCGUUCAAUCCGCAUCCACUCGCAACACUGUCAAGGGUGCCUCUCCAUCCCCUCCACCAUCUCGCAACUCGCACGCCAAAUCGUCCAACCACUCGGUCAAUCAUAGCUACGUACCGAAUCACUUGUCACUGACGCCGAAUGAAUCAAACCAAGGAGACGAAGACGAAGACGAAGACGACGACGACACAUUCUUUCCUCUCCCAGGCGGGUUACCCUUGCUUCCACCAACGACGAGAAGUCACCGAGAGAAUAGCUCCAUCUCAUCAAAGCCGCGCUCAGAGCCGAUGACAGACUCGCCGACAAUCCAUCAGCUGGAAAUCUCAUCGGAGCGGACACGCAGCAACCCCCCAUCCGAGGAUACAUCGCUGUAUAUGCUCCAGCCACGCACCUAUACGCCGCAGCCUCCUGCCCCCGUUCCCUCUCCUAUGCUGAUAGCAUCACCAUCGUCGGCGGAACCCGCGCCUCUUCGCAAACGACCGUCUCUGCGCAAUCGUAUCAUGAAUCCACCGACUUCUAUUCAAAUCCCGCCAACAUCUACACCCGACUCUCCGCUCUAUGUGCCCUCGUCGCACUUCGGGACACCCCGAAGCACUAGCUCGAUGCACGACCUGCGAAACUCCGAAGGCGGCUACAACCGCCCGCCGCCGCGGCCUCGCAUGACCUCACCCUUGGAUACACCGACUUCUGAUCUACGCACCUUUACGCCAUCCCCAUUUUCUGAACAUCACUCCUUCCAUCCUGUUCGAGCUUCACCCCACUCGCCACUGCAGCAACGGCCGCACACCGCCACUGCGCCGCCGCGGCCUGGUACAAGUCAAACGACACACAAGCCUACACCGCUUGGUGCAAUGACGAGCGCGAACAACGUUCCCUUUACACGCCCGACAAUGGAUCGUGUUAAUACAACGAGCGGUAUGUCGCAGCACACGGAACGUCACCUCAAGAAGAAGAAAAGCGCUUUUGGCUGGAUCAAAAAGGCUUUUACCAUGGAUGAGGAUGAGCGCGCCGCAUUUGAGUCGCGCAAGGCGGGCAGCGCGCCGCAUCAACACUAUUACGAUCCCAAUACGCCUCGGUUCCUUGAUGGCAAGAGAAUACGCUAG